Messenger RNA from Theobroma cacao (cacao), 773 nucleotides. RefSeq names its product calmodulin-like 11 (gene CML11). Gene Ontology annotation, molecular function: calcium ion binding. The record is from RefSeq and is a predicted model, not a curated record. NCBI's taxonomy places the organism in Eukaryota, Viridiplantae, Streptophyta, Magnoliopsida, Malvales, Malvaceae. Gene Ontology annotation, cellular component: myosin II complex.
UUGAGCUAUACUCAACAACAUACACACAUACUCUCUCCUUCCAUCUCUCUCUCUCAAACUUCCCAACUUUCUUUAGCUUUCCAGGCAGCCAAACAAAUGAACAUGGGAGAUAUACUAACUGAAGAACAAAUUGUUGAGUUCAAAGAAGCCUUCUGUCUCUUUGACAAGGACGGGGAUGGUUGCAUUACUGUGGAAGAACUGGCCACGGUGAUUCGAUCCCUGGAUCAAAAUCCCACGGAAGAAGAGCUCCAGGACAUGAUAAGUGAGGUUGACGCUGAUGGGAAUGGAACCAUUGAGUUUGCUGAGUUCCUGAACUUGAUGGCCAAGAAAAUGAAGGAAACUGAUGCAGAGGAGGAACUUAAAGAGGCUUUCAAAGUUUUUGACAAGGAUCAAAAUGGGUACAUCUCAGCUACUGAGCUGAGGCAUGUCAUGAUCAAUCUUGGUGAGAAGUUAACCGAUGAAGAGGUGGAGCAGAUGAUCAAAGAAGCUGAUUUGGACGGUGAUGGUCAGGUUAACUAUGAAGAAUUUGUCAAAAUGAUGACUACCGUUGGAUGAAAACAAAAAAGCCUCCUUCAACAUCAACGAUUUGAUUAAAGAUAUUUUAAUUAAUUUUGUAUUCAAAAUUCGUUUUUGUUUCUAUCCCCACCCCCCCUACCCCAAGAAGUAAUUCCUCUUAUUAUUUGUUGUGUACUCUCUUUGUUGUAGUAAGUCAAAUGAUGUCCAAUGACCAAAAGCUUAAUUAGAAUGACCUCACAUUUUUAACUCUUGUUAAA